CAAUCCAAUCCUCAGGCCUAGAUCAGUUCCACAGGAAAUCCCAAGGAAAAGCGCAAGAUGAAGUUCUUCUACGGAGCUCUGCUGGUGCUGGGCACAGCAAUUAUUGCCCAGGCGGCUGUUGCCCGCUCCAACGAUGAGUCCGCCCAGGAGACCGCCCAGCAGUCCAAGUACCGCCUGUUCAAGCAGCCAGUGCAGGUCGAGGCACGCAACUUGCAGCAGCUGUUGGCCCUGAAGCAGCCAUCCUGCCCACCGGCGGCACCUGCCACCACCACUACCACUGAGCCCAGCACCACCACGAUCACGACUUCUCCCACUGGACCCACAACGUCCACCGGAACGUCCACAUCAACCACCACACCCACUACUGCAUCCCCUACUACUACCGAUAGCUCUAGCUCCCGUCGUUCAUUCAACAACCAGGUGGAGGAGAACGAGGACGACGACGACGAGUUCGAGCAGGAGGAGGAGGAGGGAAAGUAUCUGAACCAGGAUGACGAGCAGGAGGAUGACGAUAACGAAGAGGACGGCUUCCAGCUCGUGGCUCCCAAAGUCUCAGCUUCCUCAUCCUCUGCCAUGCGCCGUCGCGCCAGCAACUCCAACGGAUCCUCCGGCAACAAGAACCAACUGUCCAACAGCGAGCUGAUCCGCGAAAUCGAACUGCGCCGCCAGAAGGACCUCAACGACCAGCUGCGCAAGCAGCUGUCCAACGCCCGCCGCCGUUCCAACCAGAACCGCCGCCGUGCCGUUAACAAACGCCGUCGUGCCCUUCGCCGCCAGCAGCAGAAGCGUCGCAACCAGUCCCGCCGCAGCCAGCAGAAGCGUCGCUCCCAGAACCGCCGCCACCGCAACGCCCGCCGCCGUCAGCGCCGCAACAACCGCCUGAGCCGCCUGCGCCAGCGUCGUCGCGCCAACCGCCGCCGCAACUGA
Molecule: messenger RNA, 927 nt
Organism: Drosophila teissieri
Lineage: Eukaryota; Metazoa; Arthropoda; Insecta; Diptera; Drosophilidae
Product: trichohyalin
Exons: 2
Coding region: 58-927 (289 amino acids)
Source: RefSeq, a predicted model, not a curated record